Messenger RNA from Pieris napi, 890 nucleotides. RefSeq lists its product as uncharacterized. Gene Ontology annotation, biological process: regulation of transcription by RNA polymerase II. The record is from RefSeq and is a predicted model, not a curated record. The coding region runs from base 139 to 831 and encodes 230 amino acids. Gene Ontology annotation, cellular component: transcription regulator complex; nucleus. Lineage: Eukaryota; Metazoa; Arthropoda; Insecta; Lepidoptera; Pieridae. The transcript has 3 exons.
CAACAAAAACAAAUCGAAAUCAUAAUGAACAAUAAUGAAUAACUUUUUGUUAUAAUUAUUAAUUAUAAGAAAAUGUAGAUAAGCUAAGAGUAGAAAAAUAUUGCAGUUAUUUAAAUGAUCUAGUAUUGUGUUUACAUAAUGAUAUCAGAUUUUGAAAAAGAAAAAGUCUUUUGGACCAGAAAAAUGAACUUGAAUUUAGUGAAAUUCAUAAAAAGCAAGCCAAAUAUUUGGCAUCCAAAGCAUCCCAAAUACACUUCUAGUGAAACUAAAGAUAACACAUAUGCUGAAUUUGCAGCAAAAUAUGGAGAUGCAUUUUCUGGCCAAGCUGUUAAAGAGAGAUGGACAAAUAUUAGAUCAACAUUUGCAAAUUAUUUAAGAAAAGUAAAAUCUAGUUCAGCUGAAAAUGAGGUUUAUAAAGUUAACUGGCACUUGUGGGAACCAUGUCAGUUUUUACUUAAAGUAACGAAAAACUCACACCAUGGGACACUCAAUGUAAAUGAGGAAAUAUCUACAGAGAAUCUAUCAGAUAUAGAAGAACCUGUGAUAGACAGCAAAAGCGAAGAUAACUCUUCAGAAAGCAAUACAGAUUUGAGACUAUCAUGUAGAAAUUUUGCAGAAAACUUGUUAUCCGUAUUUAAAGGAGUUCAAAAUGAUGCUUUUGGUCUUAAUAAUUCAAAAAAUUGGAAAAUUGGAAAAGCUGUUACAGGAAAACUAAGUCAGUUGGACUCUUUAGAAGCUACAAAAAUCUCGAUGAAAAUUAUUGAUGUACUAUGGCUUUAUGAUCAAAAUAACCCAUUGAAUCCCAAUAAUCUUAAGCCAGAAAUGUUUUAAGUUAUGAUUUUAGAACUAAUUAUUUCAGUUGUUUAAAAUUAUAAGAAAAAAUCAUUGUA